Messenger RNA from Cimex lectularius (bed bug), 682 nucleotides. RefSeq lists its product as uncharacterized. The transcript is spliced from 6 exons. Gene Ontology annotation, molecular function: odorant binding. Bases 108 to 638 code for a protein of 176 amino acids. Lineage: Eukaryota; Metazoa; Arthropoda; Insecta; Hemiptera; Cimicidae. The record is from RefSeq and is a predicted model, not a curated record.
GUUAAAUUUAAAAAAACACAUGUUUUAUCAAAAGUAUCAUUAUUGUUUUAAUAUUGGUGCGAAUUUUUGAAUAAUACUAAAGGGAACUAUUAAUAAAUCGUAGGAGUAUGCGUCUAGGGGUUUCUAUAGGCUGCAUAGUGACUAUUAUUUUACAAUGCCUGCCCAUUUACUGCGAAGAUAAGAUAGAUGAUCAUCCCGAUUACUACAAUUCGCCUUAUUUCAGUGACCAUCUGCAUUACGCCUUCGACUUGUGUUCCAAAGAUUAUUCGGAGAAAUUUGAUCCAAGCUUCGUAUUGUUUUUAAAAAACGAACUCUUUUUAAACACUCAUAGCGAUGAAAUCUGUGUCGUCGGUUGUACUUUGCGGACCCUUGGAGUCUUUAAGAAAGGAAACCUUCUAGACUUGAAACAGCUAAGUCAAUGGUUAAGGUCCAAUCUUAGAAAAGAUUUGCCGAAAAGAGAUGACUUUAUAGGGUACUACAUCACAUUGGCGUCUUGGUGUUUCCCAGACGCUCAAGGAAAAGAUGACUGUGCCAUUGGAAAAUAUUAUUACAAUUGUGUAACCAAGUUAAUGCCGACCAUGAAAUUGCCAUACGAUCAGUGGUCACGCUGGGAUCAUAAUCCUUUUGAUGUCUUAUAAUAAAAAAUACAUAUACGCCAUCGCGCGGAUUAAAUUAUCUUUGU